This is a messenger RNA of Cordyceps militaris CM01, 558 nucleotides long. Its product is annotated as 37S ribosomal protein S12. Gene Ontology annotation, cellular component: ribosome; small ribosomal subunit. The transcript has 2 exons. Bases 1 to 558 code for a protein of 185 amino acids. Gene Ontology annotation, biological process: translation. The record is from RefSeq and is a predicted model, not a curated record. Gene Ontology annotation, molecular function: structural constituent of ribosome. NCBI's taxonomy places the organism in Eukaryota, Fungi, Ascomycota, Sordariomycetes, Hypocreales, Cordycipitaceae.
AUGGUCGGUUCCAUUGUGCGCACCCUCUUCGCGCCCGCCGUCCGCCGGCCCCUCCUCUCCGCCUCCAUCCCCUACCACUUCGCCAAACCCCGGACGCCGACGCCGACGACAGCCUCACCCAUCCUCGCCGCCGCCGCCGCCUUCUCCACGACAGCGGCCCGCCCCGCCACGCUGAACCAAGUCCUGCGCGGCAUCCGCAAGGGCAAGCGCGCUCGCCACGCCGUCUCCCCCGCGCUGGCCAACACGUCGUCCCCGGCGCUCAAGGGCGUCUGCCUGCGCGUCGGCGUCGUCCGCCCCAAGAAGCCCAACUCGGGCGAGCGCAAGACGGCGCGUGUCAAGCUGUCGAGCGGCGCCCUCAUCACGGCGUACAUUCCCGGCGAGGGGCAUAAUAUCCAGCAGCACAGCGUCGUGCUGGUCCGGGGCGGGCGUGCGCAGGACUGUCCUGGUGUGCGGUACCACCUUGUGCGCGGAGCGCUGGAUCUGGCUGGUGUAGGUACGCGCGCGACGAGUCGAAGCAAGUAUGGCACGAAGAAGCCGAAAAAGGCCACGAUUGGCUAA